AUGCAAAAUCCAUUUCUGAAUCUCAUCACAUCUCCACCUCCACCUCCAUUCGCUCCACCAACAUCACAAAUGACAACCUCACCAAUCACCUCCAUAAUUCCGAUAACAAUCAUCCCUCCUUUACCAUCUACGAGUUUUAUUAAAACAUCACUUCCUCAAGUCUUAAUCUCACUUUCCUCACCCAUCUUCAUGGACUCAACAAUUCCAAAAACAUCAACGGUUUCUACUCCACCAGAAGUUCCGAGAAUCAAAUCCGUUUUGGAGGAGAUUUGCACUUCUGGCAUCCCUAGAAACACAUCUGAUGUGGGGCCAAAUGCUACCAUUGGUGUGACUUCCAAACAACCUUCCUCUUCGGUUCCUCUGGAACAUAACGAUGCUAACAUCUUGUUUGGAGAUGAUCCUGAAUCGAUUGUAAAUUUUGUAUUUCAUCCAUUAUCUGUAAAUUUAACCAGUGAUGAUGAUGUAGCGGCUAUGAAGAAAGCAUUGAAGGUUGGAUUACCGGUUCAGACAGAAGACUUCUUGAAUAUUCAGUUCAAAGGAUUCCGAGUGAAUGAUCAAGUGUUACAUCCUAGAAAUUGUGAAAAUGGAUGUCGAGAUUGCUUCCAUUCUGAAGAAGAGGCUAAUUCUGAAUCCAUACGAACAACCGAAAGACAUCCAACAUUUGAAGACAUGGAUCAUUCGAAAGAAGAACUAGAGCAUUGUUUAGAAAAGGAAGGCGAUGUGAUUCAUAACAACAUGUUCAUCUUAAGGGAUAACCAAUAG
Molecule: messenger RNA, 762 nt
Organism: Lactuca saligna
Lineage: Eukaryota; Viridiplantae; Streptophyta; Magnoliopsida; Asterales; Asteraceae
Source: the annotation of a GenBank genome assembly